CUUGACUCUGAUGGACACGUGAGUGGGACAGGGGGUGUCACUGUGGCCCCAGCCACCUCCCAGUUGCCCUGUUAACUUCAGCACAAAGCUCCCAGGCCUCCUGAAGCCACAGGCACUGCUCCUGCUCCACCAAGAGCUGGCAGAGGACAGGAAGGUGGGACUGCGAAUGUCUUUCUUUCCCUCAUGCUCCUCCACUACGGAAGUCUAAGAUCAAGGAUGUUCAUCUUCUUGGAUCUGCUGGCCAACCUGCACUCACGUGGAGACAAGAACAUGCUGAUGGAGGAGUCGGCAGAGCAGGCACAGCGGUGCAACGAGAUGCUGUGCAUGCACCACGUGCUGAGGGAGGUGCCCAGCAUCAUCAGCGACGUCAACACAACCACCAACAACAUGCCCACGGGGGCCCAUGGAUGACUCCUGGCUGCAGGUGCAGAGCAUCCCAGCUGGA
Molecule: messenger RNA, 445 nt
Organism: Cercocebus atys (sooty mangabey)
Lineage: Eukaryota; Metazoa; Chordata; Mammalia; Primates; Cercopithecidae
Product: dynamin-1-like
Exons: 2
Coding region: 184-411 (75 amino acids)
Source: RefSeq, a predicted model, not a curated record